AAUACCCUGUUUUCUAAGGUACGGGUGCUGUGUUGGAUAAUGACAGGGCCUGAAAAUCUGUUAAAAAAGACCCAACACGUCAAGGCCACGUGGACCAAACACUGUAACCUGGUGUUAUACAUGAGCUCCCAGACGUCAGAUUUCCCCACCGUGGGGCUCAACGUGAGCGAGGGCAGAGAUCAACUGUACUGGAAGACCAUCCGUGCUUUCCAGUACAUCCACGACCAUCAUCUUCAACAAGCAGACUGGUUUCUCAAGGCUGACGAUGACACGUUUGUGGUCGUGGAAAACCUGAGACGCCUGCUUUCAGAGCAUGACACCGAAAGGCCAGUUUAUUUCGGUCACAGGUUCCGGCCUUUUGUCAAACAAGGUUAUAUGAGCGGAGGAGCCGGAUAUGUGUUGAGUCGAGAAGCUCUCAGGAGAUUUGUGCAAGGUUUCGACGCGGGACAUUGCAAACAUGACACCACGUUGGAGGACGUGGGCUUAGGCAAGUGUAUGGAGACCAUGGGAGUCGCGGCCACAGAUUCGAGAGAUCCAAACAAGCGGGAAACGUUUAAUCCGUUUACUCCUCUACAUCAUAUCGUUCGCCAUGAGAACAGAAAACAAUCAUGGACGUAUAGUUACUACCCCACCAUACGGGGCCCUGGAUGCUGUGCAGACUUUGCAGUAUCUUUUCAUUAUGUGCAUCCUACAGAUAUGUACACGCUGGAGUAUUUAACACAUCACCUGCGACCGUUUGGAUACAAGUACAGACUUGAUCUUCAGCAAAAUACUACAAAUACUACAAGAUAG
Molecule: messenger RNA, 792 nt
Organism: Triplophysa dalaica
Lineage: Eukaryota; Metazoa; Chordata; Actinopteri; Cypriniformes; Nemacheilidae
Gene: c1galt1b
Product: core 1 synthase, glycoprotein-N-acetylgalactosamine 3-beta-galactosyltransferase 1b
Exons: 2
Coding region: 40-792 (250 amino acids)
Cellular component (GO): membrane
Molecular function (GO): N-acetylgalactosaminide beta-1,3-galactosyltransferase activity
Source: RefSeq, a predicted model, not a curated record